CGUUGUGCUAGCUGCCAUGAAGGUCGUUACCACCUUUCACCCGGCCUCAUCUGUCGUAGAUUCGCUCAAAUUUAGGUUUAAAGAUGAGCAACCCUCAGAGUUUCUUGUCGUUGCAAAGCCAAAUAGGCUUGAUAUCUAUGCGCUACUUCCAGAAGGACUCCGUCAUCAACAGGGUCUUGAUAUCUGGGGAAGAGUCAGAGUUAUCAGAGCUGUGCCAGUCUUGAGCAGGAGCAGUAUCAGCCUGCUCGUGCUUACUGAUCACCCGGAACCAGAGCUUAUAUUCCUAUCUUUUACUGUGAAUGGCGCAGGAUCAACGGGGAUUACUGUCACGAAAUAUCUCUCAUUGUUUGAGCACAGUGCUCGGCCAGCAGAAUUCUGCCACACUCUUCUAGUCGAUCCUUCAGGGGGUGUGGCUGUCGUGAGUGCGUACACAGGCAAGCUCAAGGUCGUGGUGCUUGACCAAGACGGAGGAUAUGACCGUGACUUUGAUGCAUCGAUAACUGAGCUCAACCUUCUGGACAUUACUUUUGUAUCAACAUCUCGGGAUAUGUAUACCUUGGCAAUGAUGCACAUCGACUACCAACAACGCCUCCAGCUUCUUACUCGUGACCUUUCUAUUGAGGACCUCCAACUUUCCCCGUUACCCUCGCCACUCCUUCCCUCACUCCCUGUCCCAGGCAAACUGUUUAGUACAGUCAUGGACGACGAUGGAACCCCUACUAUCAUAUACAUCCCCUCCUACAAGGAUGACGACGAUGAUUUUGAAGGCGGUAUCCUCAUUAUUGGUGGGCGAAAGAUCAUGCUGUAUGAUUUUGUGGACGUCGAAACACGGGCGAAGAGGGAGAGCAAGAAGAAACGUGCAGAUAAGAGGAAAACUACUGGAGAUGCAGAAGCAAAUAAUAAAGAGAAGGGGGUGGAGUGGAAGAAGAGGAAAGCUAGAGCCGUAGUAGAAUGGCCAUGGGCAGAAGUCACUGCAUGGUGUCGUGUUGACGAUAAGGAGCGGAAGUACUUGAUUGGGGACCGCUAUGGAAGGCUCGCGUUGCUUUCGAUAAACCUUUCUGGAGGCACGACGCUGACAUUGAUGGCACUCGGAGAGACGUCUGCAUCAACCACAUUAACCUACCUUGCUAAUCAAGUUUUCUAUAACGGCUCGCAUUUUGGUAGCUCGCAGUUGCUCCAGAUUACCACUACUCCAUCUUUUGCGCUCGACGCCCCCACAUUGCCUGUUCCAUCCACGAUAUCGACCAUCAACCCUAACGCUCUCAACUCCUAUAUGUCAGGUAGAGACAACGACGUAUCGGGUUAUAUCGUCGUUGGAAUGGGGAGUUACGUCACCGAGCUGGAGUCCUUCAACAAUCUCGCUCCAAUACUUGACGCUGUGUUGAUUGACACAGAUGGCAGCGGACAGAACGAAAUUGUAACAUGUUCUGGUGGCAGAAGCACGGGGAGCAUCAAAGUCAUACGGAGUGGCGCUGACUUUUCCGAGAAAGCGAUAGUCCAGGGGCUCGGGAAUGUCACCCAUAUCUGGCCAUUGAAAGAGAUGUACUGUGCACCCGAUUAUGCACACGUUGUGGUCUCAACUCUGCAGGAAACGCACGUUUUUCGUUUUGACAAUGCUUCAUCAAUCUCCAGUAUCAACGGUGACAAGAACACCGGUUUUAUCACCGAUUUACCUACCAUCGCAGUCUCAAAUAUCCUUCGACGCACGCGCAACGCGGAAAACAAGUCCGACUAUCUAGACUCUAGGUUUGUUAUACAGGUCGUUUCGAAGGGCCUGCUAUUGCUUGAGUAUGACCCCGGCGUGCGACAGUACUCGAGAGCUACCGAACUAUGGACCUUGGAAAAGUUCGCGGAUCCUGGUAAGGAGGGACUGUGGAAGGGGCGAGAGAUUGUAGCUGCGAAUGUCAAUGCGAGCCAGGUUGUGCUUGCACUCAACUGGGGGAGGGUUGUGGUGCUGACUCUGAAUGUGGAUGAAAAGCGAUUUAUUAAGCUGAGGGAGCGCAACUUUGUGCACAAUAAUCGUGAUGCGGAGAUUUCAGCAGUUUCGUGUCUUCCGCAGGAUCCAGCCAAGCCCUUCGCGUUAAAUAUUGUGGUCGGAUUCUGGACAUCUAAGCAUGUCGAGAUACUCUCACUGAGACCUACAGAUGGAACCAUGCCCACAAUUGCAACGACCCCUGUAUUCUCCUCUGCACCCCGCUCACUGCUGUUGUACAAUUUCACGUCUGGUGACUCCAAGCUGUCAAAUGUACACCUACUCAUUGGGCUCACGGAUGGUUCUAUCGCGUCAUUUGUGUAUCGAAAUGAUCAACUACUUGACCAGAAAGUGGUUUCCAUUGGAAGUCUUCCCGUAACAAUGCGUUCGUGUCGGAUCGGUACGAGACAAACAGUGCUUGCAUGUGGAAGCCGGACAGCCAUUUUAUUCUGGGAAAAAGAGAGGUUGAUGUAUUCGCCACUUAUACUCAAGGAUGUGACAGCUGCAGCGGAAUUGAGUACAAGUGCUUACCCAUCGUCCAUAGUCCUUGCCAACUCCGAUGGCCUGGUCUUCGGGAACGUGAACAACUUCGAUAAAUUGCAUAUUCGCUCUAUACCUCUCGGCCUCAAUAAUCCCUUGCGCGUUACGCAUAUUCCUGCGCUUAGAAUUUUUGCCGUCGCAUGUCGUUGCGUAACCCCGGCUCGUAUCGGCGAUUUGGAGGAUAUCAGGGGCUCCAUACAAGUCUUUGACGACAUAUCGUUUAAUAAGCUCGGGCAUUUCAAUCUGGAGCAAGGCGAGGAACCGACGUCAAUGCUGUCCUUCACAACGAAUUCCGGAUCGUAUCUGUGUGUAGCAGCGGUGACACUCGAAGAUGAAGACACCGAAGCCUCCAAGGGACGCAUCUUUGUUCUGGAAAUGACGUCGAACGCAUUGCAGGUAAACAUGUCUGUCGCAACAUCGUAUGACGUCAAGGGAUGUCCCUACGCUUUGACUUCCGUGAAUUCUAUGAUCGCUGCGGCAGUUAAUAGCAUGGUCGUUGUCUUCAAGAUGGACACUGGGAGCGGAAAUAUGAUAAUGGCGAAAAUAGCAACCUGGAACCCCAACUAUCUAGUGACAAGUCUCGUGUCUCGCGGCGAUAUCAUUCUGUUAGGUGAUGCAAUCAGCUCGAUCUCGAUGUUGCGGCUCGAGGACAACCGACUGCACUUGAUUGCCAGAGAUUAUGGCGCACUAUGGCCCACCUGUGUCGAGCUCACAAGCAACUCCACCUUGAUUGGUGCAAAUAGUGAAUACAACCUUUAUACAUUCAGUCUCCAGAACUCGGGCACGCGGCAGCUCCUGGAAAGAGACGGAAAUUAUUUCCUUGGGGACUUGGUCAACAAGUUCCUGCCUGGUACACUGUCGUCUCAGGAGGUUUCGCUCGAUGCGCCGAUGCAGCCCCAACAGUUGUUCUUCACGUCUGCCGGCCUUAUCGGUGCGAUCAUCGAUCUUGCCGAUGACCUUGCAUUGGACCUCACUGGCCUUCAACGUAACCUGUCUAACUAUAUCCAGAAACAGGAAGGGCCGAAUCACACAAGGUACCGCACGCCAAAGAAUGUCCGCGGUCGCAGUGACGCGGAUGCGUCGUCUUUCGGGUUCCUCGAUGGCGACUUCCUGGAGCGCUUCUUACAGUUUGUGGGAAACCCGCAAGCGCUCAAGCGGAUCAUGGAUGGACAAAGUGAGCCGGAAAAACUCACGAUAUCGGCGGACAGGAUUCAGAAGGUGCUUGAGAGCAUGCAAAGCAUGCAUUGAUCGAGCGAGG
This is a messenger RNA of Suillus subalutaceus, 3770 nucleotides long. RefSeq names its product CPSF A subunit region-domain-containing protein. Gene Ontology annotation, biological process: DNA repair; proteasome-mediated ubiquitin-dependent protein catabolic process. Lineage: Eukaryota; Fungi; Basidiomycota; Agaricomycetes; Boletales; Suillaceae. Gene Ontology annotation, molecular function: protein binding; nucleic acid binding. The transcript has 15 exons. Gene Ontology annotation, cellular component: site of double-strand break; nucleus. Bases 17 to 3760 code for a protein of 1247 amino acids. The record is from RefSeq and is a predicted model, not a curated record.